Molecule: messenger RNA, 623 nt
Organism: Dicentrarchus labrax (European seabass)
Lineage: Eukaryota; Metazoa; Chordata; Actinopteri; Moronidae
Product: hemoglobin subunit alpha-A
Exons: 3
Coding region: 74-505 (143 amino acids)
Biological process (GO): oxygen transport; hydrogen peroxide catabolic process
Cellular component (GO): hemoglobin complex; haptoglobin-hemoglobin complex; blood microparticle
Molecular function (GO): heme binding; peroxidase activity; haptoglobin binding
Source: RefSeq, a predicted model, not a curated record
AAAAGGUCGUUAACCAGCAUGUUCAUGCUUGAAUAUUUUCUUUCACUUGUGAAAACUUGAAGAAAGGGCAGUCAUGAGUCUCAACGCAAAAGACAAGUCCGUGGUGAAGGCUAUCUGGGCCAAAGUGUCCCCGAAGUCUGCCGAGAUUGGAGCUGAGGCUCUGGCCAGGAUGCUGACUGUAUACCCGCAGACCAAGACUUACUUUUCCCACUGGUCUGAUCUCAGUCCUGAAUCCCCUCAAGUGAGAGCCCAUGGUGCAACCAUCAUGGCGGCCGUUGGCGACGCCGUCGGAAAGAUGGAUGACCUUGCUGGUGGUCUCAUCAGCCUCAGCGAGCUGCAUGCCUUCAAGCUCAGAGUGGAUCCUGCCAACUUCAGGAUCCUGGCCCACAACAUCAUCUUGGUUUUGGCCAUGCUCUUCCCCGCAGAUUUCACUGCUGAAGUCCAUGUCUCCGUUGACAAGUUCCUGCAGAACCUGGCUUUGGCUCUGUCCGAGAGAUACCGCUAAACUCCAGCGAUCCAGGAUUCAGGGGCAUCGACUGCAUACAAUGCGGCAUGUCGUCCACAACAACGCCAACAUCCCUUUUAACAUGGAAGGGCUUGCUGAAUAAAACAAAUAAAAUGUA